AUGUUGCUGAACUUCGACAAGUUCGAGGACCCGGAUGAUCUGCUGUGCACGCAGCAGAAGCUUCUCGGAAGCCGGCUGGUGCUCCCAGAAGCCACAAAUACCCCCGUUGUAAUGGCAUCGUCAGCAACCCUUGAGCCCUCACCCACAUCUGCUCCCCCUCUCGAUGGCGUGGGGAAUAAAGCUCCUAGCAAGUCCCGAAAGCGACGACAGGUUGAACCGGAGGACGACCAUAACCCUCGCUACCCUCAGCCCCUAGAAGAGCUGAUGAAGAUGACUGCCGUCGAGCUCCGCAAGAUUGCACAGGAAAACUCGAAGGAAGCCUUCUCCGUCGAUGAUGAAAAGUUCUUCCUUGAUUUCUACCAUCAGCAAGAGGUGAUGUUGGCUAUCAAAGCUAUCGAGCGGCAAGUAUCACUCCCUAUGAUUCACACCUUGUUGGGACGUCGUGUCGCUAUCCGCGAGGCCAAUCGUUGGAAUCGGUUUCUGCAAACACCGGAAGCCCGUGCUAUAUUUCAGGCCAAUGGUCGAGGAGUUAAGAACAAGCAGGUAAUGGCCCUGCUUUCAGUGGCCUAUGGAAAGCUCACCGAAGCGGAGAAAGAAGCUUUGACUGCCCCACCUGUGGCAGCAACCAAUCAAGUGUCAGAUAUCACUAUUGAACAAGCGGUGCCAACUGGGGAUUCUCAACCACGUCGAGGAGAUGAGGAUCUCACUCCGUCUGAGUUGGCUCUUGAUGACGAAAGCGAGGAUGAUUCUGGUCACAGGGCCUUAGGCUCAGGUGGGGGACAAGCUCCCCAAGCCUUUCUCCGUGGCACUGUAUCAAACUUGGUGCGCAAGGAUCAAGCAGAGAAAGCAAUAAACAAGUGGUCAGCCGAAUCCCUCAACAUUGCAAAGACCUGCAAUUGUGAGGUCGUCAUAUUUGCUGUUUCAAAGCAUCUUUCUUCCCACAGCUUCAAGUUUGAACGAUGUACCCCUGGCGCUAUUAAAGAGCACACAACAAUCCUAGAGAUGGAUGGUGACAAUCACUACUCUGCUCGACUUCAGGCCCUACUCACAGGUAACUCUGUUGGCCAGAUUACUGUGGCCAACAAACUCCCUGGUAACCAAAAGAAAAAGCUCCGAAACCUCCUGCCUCAAUUGACAGCUCAGUUGGCAGUGCAUAUUAAUCGCGAAACUCAUGGUGUAUUAACAAGUUGGCCUUGGACUGAUAACAACAAGCGACUCGCGGAGGCCAAAUAUCGACUUGAACUCUCCCACUUGGCUGUGUCAGAUAUCAACUGGCUCCGCAGAUCAAACAAGAAGCUCAAGAAGACACAUGUUUCAAUGUUGCUUCUUGAUCUUGAUCGCGGAUAUAUUAAAGUUGUGCCAGUUCUCCCUACCCCAACCGCUUCAAACACUGAGUUACGACACAAUAUCCAGGGUUCUGCACAGACUGAUCAAACUUCUUCCAGUCGAUCCCCACCUCCAGACAACACUCGACUUAACUUGAACCAAACUGAUUCUGACUCUGAGAAUGAUGAUCAGGAUGAAGAGUAA
Puccinia graminis f. sp. tritici CRL 75-36-700-3 is the source of this 1530-nucleotide messenger RNA. RefSeq lists its product as uncharacterized. The record is from RefSeq and is a predicted model, not a curated record. Lineage: Eukaryota; Fungi; Basidiomycota; Pucciniomycetes; Pucciniales; Pucciniaceae. Bases 1 to 1530 code for a protein of 509 amino acids. The transcript is spliced from 7 exons.